AUGUUCGGCAGCUCCGCUGGCCCUCUCGAGGGCACAGCAGGACCAAUAUGCCAAAGCAACGUGCCAGAAUGGAUGCUUGGUCCAGAUGACCGAUCACAAAUGAUGGUUUUGAUUCUGCGUCGGAAACCAAACAACAACAGCACCAGCAAUAAUCCCGCAGAAGAUGCCCCCCUAUCAGAUUCAAUUAUAGUGGGGACAUCGAUCGAAUUGAAAAUUGGUACUAAAGCAACUAGAACGUUAAAUGCAUCUCGCGAAGGCCGAGGAUCGCGGUACAUCCUACGCACCAGCUCAAAAAAAAUAAUUGACAGUUUGAUGACAAUCACUGAACUGACAGACGGUACCCAGAUUGAAAUUGUUGCCCACCCUACACUCAACACAGUUCAAGGACUAGUGUAUGAUUCGGACACCAUCAAUAAAGACGAGCAGCUGAUCCAGGAAUACCUGAGAACUCAAGGUGUACAUUCAGUACGAAGAAUUAAAAAGCGCGUAAACGGCACCCUGAAAAAUACUCCCCUGCUGGUCCUCUCUUUUCACGGCACUGUACUCCCAAAACACAUAUACCUCGGACUUAUGCGUACACAGGUGCGUACGUACUAUCCGUCACCGAUGAUUUGCUUUAACUGCGGCCUCUAUGGACACUCCAAGAAACUCUGCCGACAGCCUGCAAUAAUAUGUCUACGUUGCUCGGUAACACACGAUAUACCCCAAGGAGAACAAUGCUCUAACGCACCACUGUGUUUGCACUGUAAGGCUGGACAUCAUAUAACAUCUAAGGAAUGUCCGAAAUACAAGGAAGAAGAAAAAAUCGUACGAAUGAAGACCGAUAGAAAUAUAUCUUUCACCGAAGCGAGGCGUUUAUGUACCGAAGCUGCGAAAAAGGACAGUUUUUCCAGUGUUGUUCAGGAACAAAUUCAACAAGAUCUGAUUGCGAAAGAUCAACUGAUAAAAACUUUACAAAAUCAAGUGGCAGUAUUAAAGAAAGAGCUCAUCACUUUGAAGAAAAGUAUGCAAUCACGUCACCAGAGUCAAACAAGAUCACCGCGCGAUCAAUCAAUUCCAACCACUACUACGAAACCACAUACUCAAUUAUCUCCGUGUUCAUCUCUGCAGAAAGAUGCAUGCGUACAGAAUGAACGUUUAUCUCGGAAAGAUCAAUCUUUCAUCUCUCCACCAACCAAGCGACGAGACAACCGCAAAGCCAACAACAACGAGCACUACAUGCAAACGCGUAGCAGAAGUGGUAAACGACAAUUGGAUAUCUCGCCGACAGAAACCAUCAAUGAUAGGGGCAAACGCAUUCCGGUGCCGUUGGACACAGGCAGCACACCUAUAUAUACUGGAAACAAUAAAGGACCGAGAACAUCGUAA
Molecule: messenger RNA, 1368 nt
Organism: Armigeres subalbatus
Lineage: Eukaryota; Metazoa; Arthropoda; Insecta; Diptera; Culicidae
Exons: 1
Coding region: 1-1368 (455 amino acids)
Molecular function (GO): zinc ion binding; nucleic acid binding
Source: RefSeq, a predicted model, not a curated record